CUUGAUAAUCUUUUUGUAAUCGAAAUUAAUGUGGUCAUAUAAUUACUUAAAUUUUUAAAAUAGUUGUACCAAUAAUAUACAAAUGUUUUUAACUGUAGUAAUUUUAGUUUAAUUUUUACGAGGCAAAACGAGACACUAGAGAACUAGUCUGACACUAUGAUAAGAAGGUAAAAUGUAAUGUGUUUGUUGAGCGAUUAUUGAGUUUGUGGACUAUUCCAUAUAGGUACAGCAGCAGCUGCAUUAGUUCAAAAAGAAAUUGGCUGUUAAUUCAUUUACUGGAAUCGCCCCUCAUUAUGAACGAGAACAUUGACAAUAAUGUUUCUGUUUUGACUAUGUUAGACAGUCAAUGUUCAACAUCAGCAUCAGUUUAUAAAACUAAUUUAAAUAUAGCCCAAUAUCAUGAUCCAAACCAUGAUCAAAAUGUCAAUCACACACAUAGUCAGGAGCAGGUCAUAGUACAACAGGAAACUGACAUUCCUGAUACCUGUAAGCAAAGCAUUUUAUGGUCAAAGAAUUCUACUGCUACCCUUUUGAGUUUAUAUGAAGCUAAAAUGAGCAUAUGUGACAAUCUCAAAAAGAAGUCAAAGAUGUGGACAUCUAUAGCUGAAGAGUUGAAAGCCAUGGGCAUUGAGGUCACAUCAGAUCAAGUAAGAUGGAAAAUAAAUGCACUAACAAAAAAAUAUAAAGAUAGUAUAGAUAGUGGACAAGGAGCAGCAGGAUUUAAAUACUUUAAUGAAAUGCAUCAAAUACUUGGACAAAACCAUGAUACUAGUAGUUCCUACAGGUUAGCAUCGGGAGUGCAAAGUCAAGGCACUGCUGAUAAAGAACAAAAAAAGGUACAUGGUAUGCAAAAGACACCUUUUAGAAGAUUAAGGGCUGAACGAAGAGCAAAGAUUGAACUAGACAAACAAUGGAUGGAUUAUAUACAAAAACAAGAUGCUCAAAAGCAUAUAAGAGAUGAAAGAUAUGAAAGGAGUUUGAGACUAAGAGAAGAAGAAUUACAGUUAAAAAAAAAGGAACUAGAAAUCAAACAAUCAAUAGCUUUAAAAAAAUUACAACUUAAGGAAAGAAAACAAGAAGAAAUACUUAAAAUUGAGAGAGAGAAAUGCCUCCUGCUACACAAGUUAUUGGAAAAUCAGUAGAAUGCCUUUGCUAAUUGCAAAAUUAUAAAUAUAGAAUUAUUUAUGAACCCUACUGACCUGACACAUGUCUGUUAAUCACAUGAUUAAUUUGAGACCAAAAAAUCCAGACCAGUUUUUUCACUUUAGCCACUAAACAUUAUUACCAAUUCAAGAUUGAGCAGAUUCAGCUAUUUAAAGUGAAUUCAGAUGGCCGAGUGAAUUCAGGUUUGAAUUUUUACAGAAUCGCAGGGCAGCUCUUGUCCAAACACAUGUAAUAGAGAAUAUCUUAAUUUUUUUUUUUUUUGCGAAAGUAACAUUUUUGUGACUGUCUAAUUGGGAAUCAAUUGCAAGAAGUUACACUGUGAUGGUUAUGUGAAAGCUUAAUGCUUCAUUGCCAUCUAUAGUUGUUACACAACUUUGUUGUGACAGUAUAAGGUGUGUACACCUAAAGGUCUAAAUAAACCAUUAUUUAAAUUAUGAAAUGAAAAAAUGUGAUAUUCUAUUUGAAAGUGUUUUAAAAAUAUAUACAUAUUUGUGCACAGGGUGUACAAAUAAAAUUUCUAUUGUUCAUCU
Diatraea saccharalis (sugarcane borer) is the source of this 1694-nucleotide messenger RNA. Lineage: Eukaryota; Metazoa; Arthropoda; Insecta; Lepidoptera; Crambidae. The record is from the annotation of a GenBank genome assembly.